Acanthamoeba castellanii str. Neff is the source of this 1065-nucleotide messenger RNA. RefSeq lists its product as uncharacterized. The record is from RefSeq and is a predicted model, not a curated record. The transcript has 2 exons. The coding region runs from base 1 to 1065 and encodes 354 amino acids. NCBI's taxonomy places the organism in Eukaryota, Discosea, Longamoebia, Acanthamoebidae.
AUGGGCGACAAGAAGCACAAGAAGAAGGAUGAGGAGGAGGACUCGUCCUCUUCGGAGAGCGAGGGGUCGGAGGAGGAGGACUCCUCGUCCAGCUCGGGCGAGGAAGAGGACAGCGGCUCGUCCAGCUCGGACAGCUCGGACGGUUCCGAGAACGGCUCAGACGAGGGCGAGGAAGAGGAAGCCAAGCCCGAGGAGCAGCCGGCCAAGCCUGAAGAGCAGCCGGCCAAGCGCGAGGAGCAGGCCGAGCCCGCCCCGAAGGCGGCCGAGAAGGAGGAAGAAGACGACGAUGACAGCGACGAUGAGUCGUCGUCGAGCGAGGAGGAGAGCGAUGAUGGUGAUAAAGAGGAAGCAGAGAAGAAGGAGCCCGCCCCCGUGGUGGCAGCUGCGCCGGCCGUAGAGGUAAAGGAGCAGGCGCGGCCGAUGGCCGCCGAGGCCGAGAAGGAGGUGGUAGCGGAGAAGAAGGAGGAGGAGGAGAAGGAAAGUGAUGACGACGAUGAAGAGAGUGACGAUGAAGACGACAGCGAUGAGGGUUCGUCCAGCUCCGAGGAAGGGAGCUCUGAGGAAGAGAGUGAGAAGGCCGCCCCCGCUGUCGAGGCCAACAAGCCCGCGAAGGCCGCGGAGGCCAACGGGACUGCGAAGAAGGCAGAGUCCUCAGGGUCCUCGGAUACAUCGUCGUCGAGCGACGAUGACGACGAUGACGACGACGGUGAUGAGAGCUCGUCGGAUGAGGAGGAUGGGAGCGAUGAUGAUAGCGACGAUGAUGAUAGCACGUCAUCUGAGGAGACGUCGGAGGAGGAGCAGGCGAACAAGAAGGUGGCCGACAAGAAGGAGUCGGCCGAAAAGCCGAAGAAGGCGGCAAAGGCGACGAAGAAGAAGGAGGCCGACGACGGUGGAGACAAGGAGAAUGGGAAGGGGUCGAAGAAGCCCAAGGCCGCCACCAAGAAGGAGGCCGAAUCGGACGGCUCCUCUUCGUCCGAUGGUGAGGGCGGCGACGAUGAUAAGAAGUCGAAGAAGUCCCAGAACAAGGAGAAGGAGGCCGGCAAGGGUUGCUGCAUCAUGAUGUAG